ACAGCUGUUGCAGGUGGGAUCAAUUUAGGGAGUGUAUUUUUAUUUGUUAUUAGAUUCCAAAGGAAAUCAAAUAAACCAAGAUGCGGAAAUACCAGCAGCUGGUGCUGCUGCUCAUCUCGUGCCUCAGCGUGGGCAUCCUCCUUAUGUACAAAACAGAGAACAACCGUCUUAAGUAUGUUCUCAAGUACGUUAACUUCUUUGGGCGCAACGACGCCGCUGUUCUUCGACGUCUAGAAAAUGGAACCAAGGAGGAUGGACCACAGGCAGUUUUAUGGCGUCCCCUUCCGGUAUGGCAGGUGAUCGGCGACUCCUUUCACGCCUACUCCGCGUACUGGAUACGCAACGAACUGGUGGCCGGUGGAGAGGCCCACGUGCUUGUCGUCGGGAAAAAAGGAGCAGUUGUGGAUUUCCGAUGUAGCCUAGAUCUUUUGGGCGGACGCAGUGUGCAGGGAAAGUUCCGCUUCCAACGGGACUCUAUCGAGAGCUUGGUGGACGACAAGUCUUCCAACUUCACCAGCUACCACUUCUUCUGCCAGGUGAGCCGAGAUUUCGGUCAGCCCAGUAGUGUCUCCUUCACGGAUAUUACAACCACGAAGAACCCAGUGAAGCUACGUCUGCGGAACAUUAAACCUGCAGGCCAGAAAAGCGACACCAAGAUGGCAGCAGUUGCCUCACGCCUGCCGGUCACCGUGUGUGUGGAUCUAGUAGGCUUUAAUAUAACUUCCAAGUUCGCUCGCAGUGAGAGUGGCCUGCUUCAGUUCUUUCUAUUCCAUCAGGCCAUAGGAGUAGAACAUUUUCUGGUCUACAACUACGACGAGCUGCCCGAGGAAGUGAUCCACUUGCUGGACCGUACGAACGUGCACCUUUAUGGUCUUCCAUUCAACUUUCCCUUUCAACAAACUAACAAAACACUUUCCAAGAUUCAUCAACUAAUUCUCACUGACUGCCUGCUGCGGAACGUGAACCACGCCAGCUUCACUCUUCUUCUCCGUCCCAAUGAGCUGUUCUUUCCAAACUCUAGAUUCUCUGUCGGCCAGGCAAAGGGAUCGGUGCAGCAGCAGCUGAGACACUUCUCCUCCGAAACGACACGCUUUGAACUGGCCACCAUGUCCGUGUGCUUCGAUGAACGAAAGAAACUUCUGCCCGACAACGUUCAAUACGAUCCGGAACGAAGAUCACCGUACAAAACAUUGUUGAACCGCCUUGAGCUGCCGCCUGCACAAAUUUUGGCCAGUACGACGGAGGUUGAACUCUCACUGUCAACCGGAUUCGUUCAUCGCUACGUGGACUGCGACCACGUGGGUAGCGAUGGCUUGCACGACUGGCGAAAUGCAGUGCGCGAGGACUUUAUGGAACAUAUCAACGUGCUGCGCAACGAGGUGGACCUACUCAUAUAAGAACUUACGUUAAUAUUGUCUUUAGUUUGAGAUUUACGCAUAGCUUUGAGAGAUUACAUGACUGCCAUAAAAUGAAUACAACUGAGUAA
Molecule: messenger RNA, 1486 nt
Organism: Drosophila eugracilis
Lineage: Eukaryota; Metazoa; Arthropoda; Insecta; Diptera; Drosophilidae
Exons: 1
Coding region: 81-1397 (438 amino acids)
Source: RefSeq, a predicted model, not a curated record